Molecule: messenger RNA, 1504 nt
Organism: Talaromyces stipitatus ATCC 10500
Lineage: Eukaryota; Fungi; Ascomycota; Eurotiomycetes; Eurotiales; Trichocomaceae
Exons: 2
Coding region: 143-1504 (453 amino acids)
Source: RefSeq, a predicted model, not a curated record
UACUUGGCAUUGGAUAUAUAAUUCAUGGUUAAGCUGGAUGUUGUUUAGGAUAUCAGAGACGAAAAUAUCAUCAAACCACUCACACCUACGAAAGGAUUCGUUGAAUCUGCUCUCCCCAACUUCCUUCCCUAUCUAGGACGACAUGUGGACAGCACAACAUACCUCAACCAGCUCGCGCAGCAGCGCCAAAAACAUCGACUUACGCCUCGCCAUGCUGAAAGAUCCAGCAGCCGAAGAACAACAAAUCUCCUACCCACAUCCAUCAGAAAUGUGGCUUGGUAAACAUCAACGAUCUUCCCAAUCAUCCUCGUCGGAACGAUACUCUGUCCCGUCACUUUCGCCGCGUUCUUCGUCAUUUGCGCAUGAAGAUAAUGAUGAUGAUGUGAUGAGUCAAGCGUCGGGAUCAACUGCAUUUUCGACGACGCUUUCUCCUGCUGAAAGACAGAGGGAGGGUUCGGUACAUGUUCAUAUUUUGUCGGCGGAUAAAUAUGAGCCGGCUUCUAUGCAUGUCGAUGUUGAAGCGGAGAUGGGCGAGGAUGUUAGUGUUGUGAAAUCGUUUUUUCAGCAGGAUCAAAUUUCUCUCUCGAUGGAGGCGUUCCAGAGCCAGGAGUCGAGCUUUAUCGACCGGCCGAGGAACACAGCAAGAGCAAUCGACCAUCAACCCCCUUCACCAGCAACAUCCAAACCUACCACUGAAGAACAAUCAGAGCCAGAACAAGUCCCAAACCCAGGGCCCCUACAAACCCAACUCCAAUCCCUCCUCACCAAAAUCGCUAUCCUCGAAACCCAAUCCCCCACAAUAAUGGCCUCCGAUUACACCUCUCUCCAGUCACGAAUCGCAACUCUCGAAUCCGAAAAAGCUUCUUUACUCUCAAACCGCGAAUCCCUCUUCUCCCUCCGCGACGAAGAUGUGCAAAACCUCAUAAAACUGCGCGUCUUGCUAGCGCAAGAACGACGUGAACACGAAGCUUUACGCAAAUUGAGGGAUGACGAUUUACAAAAUGUUAUUCAACUCCGGAACAAACUUGCGCAGGCUACAUGGUCAAGCAAGAGUCAGAAUAGAUUGUCGUCAGGCUCGUUUUCGUCUGCAGGGUCACCUUCUGUUGGGUCCAGGAGGAUGGAGAAAACCCAAUCCUUGUCACAAAAUAAUGACCUAUGGCAAACAGCCAAAACAGCCGCGUUGGAGCAACGUGUUCUUGAAUUGGAGUCUGCGAAUGCAGAUUUGAGGGGGAGACUUGAUAAUGCGCUGCAACAAUCGCAACGGGAGCAGGAAAUAUCAUUCAUUGCUGCCACAACUAAUACUGGAGACAACGAGCAAGGAAUGGCGGCACUUACAGAAAUGAGAUUAAAUGCCAUGCGCGAACGGGAAAGUCAUGUUGCGGAAAUCAAAGAUGUCAAAGCCGAGAACGUGAAGUUGAAGCAGCAGGUGGAGAAGAUGAAGUUUCAGUUGGAGACUUCGCAGGCUGUUAUUGAGUGUUUUUCGAGGACUUUGAAGGUGAAUUGA